Messenger RNA from Coccinella septempunctata (seven-spotted ladybird), 10412 nucleotides. RefSeq names its product WD repeat and FYVE domain-containing protein 3 (gene bchs). The record is from RefSeq and is a predicted model, not a curated record. Gene Ontology annotation, molecular function: metal ion binding; protein binding. The coding region runs from base 179 to 10405 and encodes 3408 amino acids. The transcript has 35 exons. Lineage: Eukaryota; Metazoa; Arthropoda; Insecta; Coleoptera; Coccinellidae.
AUUAAACUUGAGUUUAAAAUGAAAUAGAGUUGUUUAAGUUUAUUACAUUACAAGAUAAGGCUAAUUCAUCAAACUACAAGAUAAGGGUAAUUUUGUUUAUAUUAUCCGAAAAUAUGCCAGAAGGAAGUUGAAUAUUGUUUUUCCUCUCAAUUAUAACUUGUAUUCAUGAGUUGAUAUAAUGAAUAUUAUGCGAAAAUUGAGAGCUGGGGUUUCCAGUGUGCCACCGGUCUCUUCAGCAACCUUAGGUGAUACAGCUUCAUCGUCUCCACACAAUCAAUUAGGAUUAAUGCACUUGAAGAAGCUCUUUUCUGAAUACACUCAUCCGAAUCAUCCACUUACAGAAAAGGACAAGGAUGAUAAACUUUACAACAUGCUUCCCUUAUUCUGCAAAGUCUUUGGUUCCAAUCCUUCAUCAGAUAUGAAUGAAAAAUUUUGGGAUAUUAUGGCUUUUUGCCAACAUGUAUCUUUACUGAUGGUGAAUGAAAUAAGGAAGAGAGCUUCUAACCAAAGCACAGAAGCAGCAAGUUGUUCUAUAGCAAAGUUUUUAGAAAUUGAGAAUUGUGAAGAAUCGAGUAAUGGCUGGAUGUUGUUAUCAACUUUGAAUUUAUUAGCUUCUGGGGAUACGACACUCAUUCAGGUUAUGUCUGAAGUGUCAGUACCUUCCACUUUGGUUAAAUGUUUGUAUUUAUUCUUUGAUCUCCCUGAGAUGAAUGAGAAAGACUCUAAUACAAAGGAAACAAAUAGCGAUUUUACACCUAGAGAAAGAAGGAUUUUACUCCAGAAAAUCUUUGUUCAGCUGUUAGUGAGGUUAUGUAGCCAUAAGAUACCCGCAGAAGAAUUGGCUAGAAAAGAUGAUUUGACAUUAUUGUUUUCUGCAAUUACAUCUUGGUGUCCAUCAUACAAUACGAUGUGGAGGAAAAGUGCAGCAGAGGUCCUCAUGACUUUAUCUCGCCAUGGACUAACCCCACCAGUAGUUGGAUAUAUUCAUUCAAAGGGGUGUGUGGCAUUAUGUAUAGACAAUAUGAAACGUGUACCUGAGUUAGCACCCUUAGAAAUAGUUGAAAUGUUUGUUACCAUCUUCUGUUUUUUGAAGGACUCUAGUGAUGUCUCAUCAGUGUUAUUGGAUGAUUUUCGACAAGCUCAAGGUUAUCCUUUCCUCUCAGAUUUUCUUCUAAAAUUGGAAAAUGAAAAAUUGCCUGAAGCUCAGGAAUCUAUUAGAAAUCUGGUAUUAAUGGUGACAUCACUUUGUAUGUGUGGCUACAUUGAGUUGAAACCAUCACAGGCUUCUGCAGGUUCUUUGUUUCAAAUGCAAGGCUUCGUUUUACCUCAGCCUUCUGGUCAUGGAGCUAGUGUUAGAAAUAUUCAAGCUUUUCAUGUUCUACAGACAACCUUUGUGAGAUCAAGUUCUACUAUUUUACUAUCUACUAUAUUAGAUGCCAUAUCCAGUAUUUACCACUCCGACAGUGCAAACUACUUCAUACUCGAGAACCAAAAUACCCUUAGUCAGUUCACAGAAAAAAUUCAUACCAAACCAACCGAAAUUCAGGAGAAGUUGUUCAAAUUGAUCGAAUUUCUUGUUUUCAAUUUGAACUUUGUCCCAUGUAAGGAACUUAUAUCGAUGUCUAUUUUUCUGAAGACCCACAGUUUGAAACAUCCCGAAUGUAGUAUAUUAUGCCUCCAAACCUUAUUGAAUAUUUUAAAACACAAUUCCAUCUUCAAAGAUGUCUAUAGAGAGGUGGGCAUGUUGGAAGUUUUCGUUACAUGUUUGAGGAGGUAUGCAAAUUUUUUAGAGGAAAAGAAACUGACCAGAGACAACAGUAGGAAUUACGAUAUACCAGGUGAACAGGAGAAACUGGGGAAUUUGGUAGUGGAAGCCCUAACCUCACUAUUGAGCGGAAACUCAUCAAACGCUACCGUCCUGAGAGAAUGUGGUGGAUCGAAGAUAGUACACAGUCUAGUCCAGUAUCAGGAGUGUAAAUAUCAAGCUCUAGGAAUCAUAAAAGAACUAAUAUUAACUACGGGUGGCGAUGAUGAUAUGACCCAGAUACUUCAAACACUUCAAUCUGAUCCAUCAAGUAAUCUACAGUUGAAGAUUGAUAUACUUGAAGCACUUCGAUUAUGUUUGAAGGAAUCCCAUCGUACAAGAACGGUAUUCCGGAAGGUCGAUGGUUUUAUGUAUGUAUCGCAAGUUAUACUCACUAUGAAAGGAAAAUUCCUCCAUAAAGAAGAGUAUAAACAGGAAUAUCUUCACCUUUUACACUUGAUAUUCCAAACAAUCAAUAUAGCAAUGCGAUUCGAACCUGCCAACGCAAAGUUUUUUCAUGACGACCUAUGCAAAUCAUGCUUGUGCGAUCUGUUACGAUGCCUAGGAUGUUUCUCAACAACUAACGUUGGCAGCGUAAGGGAAGUGACUUUGCAAACUAUUUCUUUAGAGUCCCAGGAUAUGUUCUAUAAUAUCUUUAUUGGGAACGUAGUACAAACCAACAUUCCAGAUGAUAUUCCGGCCCAUCUAUUCUAUUCCACCAUAAUCUACAGACAUUUGUAUGAUUUAGCCUUGGAUUUAUAUGACAAACCAAAUUCAGGAGUACUAAGUAUUAAAUCACCAUCUCUUUCAAGACAGUCUUCAUGUGAACCUCAAAGUAGUAGUGCCAAUAUGAAUAAGAGGAGCAACAUAUCAUCUUUAAAUUUAAACCCUCCUGUGCCUGAUCCAAUAAUUGUUCAUCCUGGUGUAGUGGUUGUCAUGCUGCAACUUUUACCGUGUAUAGAGGAUGAAGAGACUGAAAUGGGCCUGAGUUUGCAACUUCUGCUCGCUGAAAUAAUUAAAUCGUUGGUGAGGAGUGAAAGGAACCAACAGGUGAUGUGCGAUAAAGGUCUCGUGAGUCAGAUAAUAUCGUUAGCUGCUGUGGCCUUGCAAAACGAGAAUCACCCAUUGCAUACUCCCAUUCAGUACAUUUUAGAAAGAUUGGCUGCGCAAGCAAUGGAACCAAUUAACUUGAGGCAGUUUUUGAGGUUAGGUAAUCCUUUGAAUUGCCUGCCGUUGGAGCAGAGGGAAAUGGUUGGCGGUCCUGUUCCAUUAACGAGGAUCAAGACGUUGGUUUCUAUGACGACGCCGAAAGAUUUCAGGGCGCAAUCUUCACACUCCCUUCCGCCGUUUGUCGAGUUCGACAUGUCAGCAGAAGGCUUCGGAUGUCUCUAUUUACCAAGUAUUGCGCCACAAUCUCCGGCUACGUCCAGCGUUGUUUCUAAUGCUGACACUGCAGUUCUGGGAGGAAUUGGAGCAGGAGAUAGAAUAUUUCCUCCUCAAACGGGAUUGAGUUACUCCACCUGGAUAUGUGUUGACAAAUUUUCUGAUCCAAGAACAGAUCCUCAUUGUGUUCGUCUCUUAACACUUGUAAGAACAUUCAAUGGUGCCAGGGAUGACCACUUGGUUUGCCUAUCUGUGGUUCUAUCUGCCAGGGAUAAAGCCAUUAUUGUUUCAACACAAGAGACUCACAUUCCUAGUCAUGUUGGUGAAUGGGAACCUGAAGGAUCUGGAGAACAUGGGGCUAGGGUCUGGUGUCCUGACAUUCUUCACGAAGGACAAUGGCAUCACAUCGUGGUUGUCUUGAAUAGAGCAGUCCUUAAGAAUUCUUCUUUUUCUUUAUAUUUGGAUGGGCAUCAACUUCAUUCGCAAAAGAUGCAUUACAUCUCUCAGAAUCCAGGUGGUGGUUCCUCGAACAUGGCCGUUUACUCAUCAGUGUAUGGUUACAUUGGGACACCACCAGCUUGGAGAAGAUAUUCGAAAUUAUGCUGGAAACAAGGACCCUGUCAUUUAUUUGAAGAAGUUCUCACACCACUGACUGUCACUCAGAUGUAUCAGUUGGGCCCGCACUACAUGGGAUCCUUCCUGGCUCCAAAUUUGAACAAAGGUGAUAACGCACAAUUAGUUACUGAAGAAAAAGUUACAUUUGGAGUGAAUGCCAAAGCUGUUUCUUUAUUGACUCUCAAUAAAAUAAGAAAAGUGUACAGUCGCACCGAUAACAAAUCCAUAGCAAAACAACUAGGAAUGUCUAGUCAUGAAAGCGCGACCCCUAUACGUAUUUUACAUAAUUCAGCUGGACAUUUAGGCGGCUCCGCGAGGACUCUAGGAGGUGUUGUUAUAGGAUAUUUGGGUGUCAGGGUUUUUUGUCCGAGACCUGUUGCAGUUACGAUUGAUGCAGUUGGCGGUUGCGCAGUACUUCUUGGUUUGAUUGCUAUGGCUCAAGAUAUAGAAUGCUUGUAUGCUGGAGUAAAGGCGUUGGUUUGUGUUGUAAGAAGUAACAAAGUUGCGCAAAAUGAAAUGGAUAGAAAGAGAGGAUAUCAAACACUAGCCAUGUUAUUGAGGAGGAAGAAAUCACUCCUCAAUUCCCAUAUUCUUCACUUGACCUUCAGUUUGGUAGGAACAAUAGAUAGUGGACGAGAAUCUUCUGCUAUUCCAAACAGGACAGCAUUUCAGGAUCUCUUGUGCGAUCUAGAAGUUUGGCAUGAAGCUCCAGGUGAACUCCUCAAGUCCCACUUGGAACAUCUCUAUGAACUAGCUGCUGAGUCAAGCGAGAAAAGGACAAACGUUUGGAUAAUGAGAGAUCUGAAUCUUGUGGAAAAGCUGCUUCAUAUAAUCCUUGAUAUCCAACAUCCACCCACAAAACAGAUUCUUUUCUCACUCUUGUCUGUACUCCUAAGCGGACAACCCAGACAGAACGACCUACUUAUUUUUGGUCAGUUUCUAUGUUCUACCAUUCCGCAGCCUUUGUCUCUCAGUGAAAAAGGCAUCUCACUGAAAGAACAAGAGAAUACAGUUGAAACCGAACGUAUUACGUUGAGAAAUAGGUGUUUGAGUAUCCUACACUCAAUGAUAUUUGCACAGAAAAAUGCAGUUAGCGAAGAGAUCAGCAAGACUUUAGGUUUCGAUUGGAUAAUACUAUUCAUGCAACCACAUUUGCAUUCAUCAACUGUGGUUUGGGGAUUGAGAAUUUUGGUUGCAAUGUGUGCCAACCCCACUCUCAUGAUAAGAUUUCGCGAGGGCAGUGGGAAUGGCGGAUGGCUGAGGCACAUAGAGCAAAUAACCCACAACAAAAUGGCUGUUAUUCUAGGUGUUCAUCAUGUUGCAAGUUAUGGAAACGAUUCCAAGUCAGAGGGUCUUCAUAUCCCAGGAUUCAGAUAUUUAGAAUGGCUACUUCCCGCCCAUCUAGAGGUCUAUGAGGUGUAUUUCCUCUUGACCGCCCUGAUGAUGGGACAACCUAUUAAGAUGUUGCCAAGCGAAAAAAAUUUCGAUCUGGAUACAGUAUGGGCUUUCUUAUGGGGCUCAACAUUGAAUAACCAGCCGAUAAGUACUGUCGCGCCGCGGGUUAACAUAUGCCAAGAAGCUAUUGUUGUGUUGUUGAGUAUGGCUAGACAUAUAAUACACAGCGAUGUCAGUACUCUUCCUGAAUGGCUCCAGAAUCACACAAUAUCUAUAAUUCAGGUUUUAUUCCAGCUCUACCACAAUAUGCCUGAAGUGAUGCCAAUAUUUAUGUCUUCUGAAGUCUUAGGUGCCUUAGCGUCAGUCUUAUUCCCCCUGCCUGCUUCCUUCUUCGAUAGCUCUGAAGAUAGCGGAUCCUCCACUCCCGCCGGUGAGGAAGUUGACGGAAUUGUUGUCGUUCCCAAAACACCAAUCGAAGAAGAGGCUCUCACAACACAUCCUGCCAGGCAGUUCAUAAUGGACUUCAUUCGGGUCAUAAUAGUAGAUUCUUUAAGUUUGUCCAACACUGGAAAAACUUCUCCUGUUAUAGAUUUAGCAUUGGAUGCCUUUCCUGGAAACUCCACCCCAUGCCAACAAACCUGUUAUCAAACUGAUGUGUUAGUCAUACUGAUGGAUCAUCUUCUAGCUGCGGAUAUGUUGGUCGGUGAUCAAGCAGCUAUACCUAUCGUUCCAUUACCAAAUGCUCAUAUUCAACAUAUAGCACCAAAUGUGUUUUAUCUAACGGCUAGGAUUGUAGAUAAAUUAUGGAUGGGUUCUUUGCAGAAGGAUCCGCAUGACGUGUUCGAUUUCAUUAUCAAACUAAUUGGACAGGCUAAGAGAAGAACAGGAAAUUUGUCCUUGGAAUGUUUGUAUCACUGUCUAAACAGGUGCAUCUUGUUUCUCCUUUCAAGAUCCACGGAGACUAUUGCAGAUCAAAUGUCAGUGUUGGAAGCUUUACAUAAACUCACAAAUAACAGAUUGAUCAUAUUCGGAGCUGGUAACCAUGAAUUGGAUUUCAUAGGCUGCCUUACCUAUUGCUUGCUUCAGUUAACAGCAGACAUGCGCGUUAUGCUAGAAACUAAUAUAAAAACUACUUGGCAUGUCAAUCCCAGCAGCGAUAUAGAAUCCAGGGAUGAAUGCUUGAAUACCCACCAAGGCCGCAAUUUAAUGGCUGGGGCUGCGCUCAGGGUAUGGGAGGAAUUAUACGUCUGCAAAAAACCGGCCAUCGAAGAAGUAUUCAAAGUAACCUUGGCAUCACCUGGACCUAACCAGAAGGCACCCGACCUCACAAUAGUUAGAGAUCAAGUGUUCGAGUCCUCUUCUAAAUUGUGGAUUAACUAUGUGGAGAUGGAGAGAAAAGCGACCUAUCGAGUACCUUGGGAACUGCACAAUCAGAUUCAGUCUAAAAUUCACAAGGUCACUGGCGGAUUGACGCGACUGGCUAGUCGAACCAAGGUUAGAAAGGAGGAGACGUUGAAAAUUAAGGUCAGAAUGGGGAAAAAGGAAGCAUUCCAAUGGAUGAUCAAUCAUGUAGAGCUCAUAAGAGAAUUAAUUGAAAUGAGGAGGCAGCAACAUCAAAACACUACUCAACACACUCAGAGAUAUGUACAUCAAGAAUGGUUACAAACAGAAAAUGAACUAACGCGAGAACGAGGACUAUGGGGACCACUACAGCCUUGUCAUUUAGACAAAUGGAUGUUGGAUAUGACAGAGGGUCCUAACAGAAUGAGGAAAAAGACUAUGAAGAACGAUCUUUUCUACUUGCAUUAUCCCUAUAGGCCUGAACAUGACAAAGGCGCUCUGAAGUAUAAAGUUGCCACAAGUAAUCACAGUAAAGAGUACUAUUACGCUGUUCAAGCUCACCAACAAUAUAGUAUAUCAGGUUUAUCCGAACCUGAAAGAUCAGAUAGCUUAAUCGAGGAGCCUUCACCAUCUCCUUUACCCUUAACAGCUCUACCAUCAUUGACCAGAUUGAAAUCGGACCCCGAAGAAGGCCAGGACGAUAACGACAACGAAGAGGAACUACCAUCUAUUGCUCCAGACAAUCAAACUCUGAUGAGACUAUUGGAGGAAAAUGAGAAGAUCACGUAUAUGUUCAGGUGUGCAAGAAUUCAGGGCUUAGAUACAACAGAAGGAUUAUUGCUCUUUGGACAAGAGCAUUGUUACGUCGUAGAUGGAUUCACUUUGUUAAAGAAUCGAGAGAUAAGAGAUAUUGAGAGUGUUUCCAGCAAUGAAAAUGAAUAUGAACCGAUUUUGCCUAAUCCAGGAUCGCCUCGAAGAUCAAGAGCUAUGAGACAGUGCUCAAGAUUUUCAUAUGAUGAUAUAAGGGAAGUUCACAAAAGAAGGUAUCUUCUUCAGCCCAUGGCUCUAGAAGUAUUUUCAGGAGAUGGUAGAAAUUACUUACUGGCUUUUCCAAGAAAAUCCCGAAAUAAAGUUUAUCAGCGGUUCAUGGCUUCAGCUACUGGAAUAUCUGAUAGUGCACAACAAUCAGUUGCCGGCCAGAAGAGAACUGCAAAUGUUGAACAAGCUUCAGGGUUGCUUAGCAAUCUGAUCGGAGAGACUACCGUUACACAAAGAUGGGUGAGAGGGGAAAUUUCGAAUUUCCAGUACCUCAUGUACCUGAACACACUUGCUGGUCGUUCUUAUAACGAUCUUAUGCAAUAUCCCGUGUUUCCUUGGAUUCUUGCUGAUUAUGAUACGGAAGAAUUGGAUCUCACACACCCGUCAACAUUCAGGGACUUCACGAAACCCAUGGGUGCACAGAGUCCUGAGAGAUUAGAACAGUUCAAGAAAAGAUUCAAGGAAUGGGAUGAUCCUCAUGGCGAAACCCCGCCCUACCAUUAUGGUACUCAUUAUUCUAGUGCAAUGAUUGUUUGCUCCUAUUUGGUCAGGAUCGAGCCCUUCACACAGCACUUCUUGAAAUUACAAGGUGGCCAUUUCGAUUUAGCUGAUAGGAUGUUCCAUUCGGUUAAAGAAGCAUGGUUGUCAGCUUCCAAACACAAUAUGGCUGAUGUUAAGGAACUAAUUCCAGAGUUUUUCUAUUUACCAGAAUUUUUAGAAAAUAGGAAUCAAUUUGACCUAGGUGUCAAACAAAAUGGUGUAGCUUUAGGGGACGUUGUACUUCCUCCUUGGGCAAAACAAGACACUAGAGAAUUCAUAAGAGUACAUAGAUUAGCUCUCGAGUGUGACUAUGUCUCCCAAAAUUUACACCACUGGAUUGAUCUCAUAUUUGGUUAUAAGCAACAGGGCCAACCAGCCAUAGACGCAGUCAACGUUUUUCAUCAUUUGUUUUACGAAGGCAAUGUAGAUAUUUAUAACAUCGAUGAUCCACUGAAAAAGAACGCGACAAUCGGUUUCAUCAAUAACUUUGGUCAAAUUCCCAAACAGCUUUUCAAAAAACCUCAUCCGUUUAAAAAGAUGGGGAAUAAUAACAAUAAUCGAAGUUCUGUAAUAGAUACCAGUUCAUUAGUUCAAGCUUUUUCUGUUCCUCAACCAGAAAAAUUAUUCUUUCAUCAUUUGGACAAUUUGAGGCCGUCUCUUCAACCAAUUAAAGAGGUCAAGAGUCCAGUCGGUCAAAUUUUGCAUUUUGAUAAGAAUGUUUUCGCCGUGGAACAAAAUAAGGUUCUCAUACCACCAACCUAUAACAAAUAUGUGGCUUGGGGUUUUGCUGAUCACUCACUGCGUAUAGGGAAUUAUGAAAGCGACAAAGCCGUAUUUGUUUGUGAAAGUGCUAUUCAGAAUAAUGGAGAGAUCUUGGCUUGUGUUACACCAUCGCCAAGAUUGAUAGUCACCGCUGGAACAAGUACCGUUAUAACAGUAUGGGAAUAUGAGGCCAGAAAAAAGGCCUUGAACAUAAAAUAUAAUCUAUAUGGACACACCGAUGCCGUCACUUGUUUGGCUGCAAGUCCAGCCUACAACGUCAUCAUUUCCGGAUCAAGAGACUGCACGGCGAUAGUCUGGGACUUAUCCAGGGGUAUGUUUGUGCGCCAGUUGAGGGGGCAUGCUGGUCCAAUAGCGGCAGUAGCCGUCAAUGAUUUGACUGGUGAUAUAGCGACUUGUGCUGCUACUUGGUUGCAUAUUUGGACAAUCAAUGGUGACGAAGUUGCCAGCGUAAAUACAUGUGUGGGAAGGGCGGAUAGGAUGCAACAGAUAUUAUGUGUUGCAUUCUCGCAGACUCAUGAGUGGGACCCAAUGAACGUCAUUAUGACAGGGUCGACAGAUGGUGUCACAAGGAUGUGGUGCAUCGAUUAUGUGCAAGUGCCAAACGACGACAUGAAUCAAAUCUUCAAGGAGUCACUAAAAGAAAUGAGAUCUCUAGAUAACAAACCUAAGCCAAUUAACCACAAAUUAGUUAAGCAGAUAAAUGUUUCGAACGAAAGUUCUUGCUGCAGUCUUUUGAAAUCAGGAUCUGAGAGUAGCCUAUCAGAGGACAACAAUUCUAGGAAAAUACCAAAAAUAGUGAACGAAGAGAAGACUACCAAAGAAUGGCGGAAUGAACAGCAAAACGAGAAAGACACUUGUAGUGACACUGAAGAGGCAACGCCCCUCUCGCCUCCUGUUCCUGCACGGAGGCGGCGAUCGAGAAUACACGGAGGAUUGCGAAAGAGUGAAGGUGGAAGCAGUACCGACAACAACAGCUUGGAAGUUGAUGAAGGAUCUGGAAUAAGGACAAGUAAGUCAGAUACAAGCUUGACAGAUUCCUUCGUUAUUAUACCAGAAACGAAGAAAAAAGCCAUAAGUCCCUUGAAUAUCUUAAGACCUGGACACAAGUGGCAACGACAACUAGUUUUCAGAAGCAAAUUAACGAUGCAUACAGCUUAUGAUAGAAAGGACAAUACUGAACCAGCAUCAAUAACUGCUUUGGCAGUCUCAAAAGAUCAUAGAACAGUAUACGUGGGAGAUACCAGAGGGCGUGUAUUCUCAUGGAGUGUCACUGAACAGCCUGGAAGAGGAGCAGCCGAUCAUUGGUUGAAAGAUGAAGGGGCGGACUACUGUGCAAGCUGCAGUAUUAGAUUCACGAUUUAUGAGAGAAAACAUCAUUGUAGAAAUUGUGGGCAAGUUUUCUGUUCCAAAUGCAGUCGAUUCGAAAGUGAAAUAUCUAGACUGCGUAUCUUGAAGCCCGUGAGGGUUUGCCAGAAUUGUUUCGCAACUCUCAAGCAAGCAGGUUGAGAUUAGA